AGAUUUUGAAUUCAAUGAUUUGACAACAAUACCGCCUGGAACAUUUGCUGAUGUUGGACACAGCCUUGAAUUUUUGAUUAUCACUCAUAAUCGUUUGACAUCACUUAAUUCAUCCUAUUUUUACGGGCUUAACAAUAUUCAUAUCUUAUCAGUUCAAGGGAACCCUAUCACAAGCAUUGAACCUGGAGCCUUGAAUGGACUGCCUACAUUACGGGAUGUGCGACUUCUUUCAUCAGACAGAAUUCGUCUUCAACCCGAUACAUUCGUGGGCCCCUCCAAAAUUGAGCUUUUGGUUGUUCGAGACGAACGAGUUUGUUGCAUUGCUCCAGAAAGUUUCGGGUGUAUAACACGAGAACUGCCAGAUCCACUCUUCACAUGUCGCAAAACGUUCCUCCAAAACAGAACCAUUAAGGUAUUCAUCUGGAUCCUUGGUAUCAGUGCACUGCUCGGUAAUGGCUUUGUGAUCGUCACGAGGUUGAGGAACAAACCUUCAACAGUCACUGGUUCUGUGCAAUCAACCUUGAUCAGCAAUCUGGCCAUUUCGGAUUUCCUGAUGGGUGUUUACAUGUUGAUCCUUGCAGUCAUGGAUAUGUAUAUUGGGGAAGCCUAUUUCUGGGAUGGCAUCGGUUACGAGUGGCGAACCAGUUAUCCUUGUCAGAUCGCAGGGUUCAUCUCGUUACUCAGCACCCAGUCGUCCGUUUUCUUGUUGACUCUGCUAAGCGUUGAUCGCUUCAUUGCAAUCCAGUUCCCAUUCAGUCGGAAGCGUCUGGGAAUCAAGUCCUCCCGUAUCUCUGUUGCGAUUGUGUGGGCUAUGGCGUUGAUCCUCAGUGUAACCUCUCUUCUCUUGACUCAGCUGGAGCUUGGUGCCUAUGGCCUGAGUGACGUUUGCGUGGGCCUUCCCCUCAUCCGUAAGUUUUCUUCGGUCUAUUCGGAGAUUGACGCCUACACAUUUUCUCGCUUCGGUCAGACCACCCUUAAUUAUCUUGCUUCUGGAACAGCAUCGACGUGGCAAUUCUCCAUUGCAAUCUUCCUUGGAGUGAACCUCAUCAGUUUCCUAGUCGUAUUGUUCUGCUACGCCGCUAUCUUCGUCAGAGUUCGGUUAAGCAGGGAGGCGGUAGGACAGAAGAACAAGAUUGCCUCUGAGGUAAAGAUGGCGCUCAAGAUGUUUUUCAUCGUUGGAACCGACCUAUUUUGCUGGAUGCCGAUCAUCACCAUGGGUAUAUUGGUCCAAACCGAUGUAAUCACUCUUUCCUCCAACGUCUAUGCUUGGUUGGUGGUCUUUGUCCUGCCUAUUAAUUCCUCUCUCAAUCCUUUCAUCUAUACCAUCGUCGAAAGGGUCACAAAAUAGACGACAUUGUUUAAUUCGUGAAUCGUGAUCAUUGUGAGACAAUUUUUGUUCGAUAUUUUUUUUUCCAAGUUUAUAAUCUUCUCUGACUUGCACACAUCAUAGAUAAUAUGCUCAUUCUUAAUUUUCUUUCGUAGAUUUUAUUUCGAAAGGGGUAAUCCCCUUACACUUAAGGAUGCCUCCCCUAUAUUAAAUUGUCUGUGGUUUCGAAUUCACUUAAUAUUUUAUGUACUUAUUUAUUUAAGAACAUUUAAAAGGGGCUUGUUAUGAAAUUUUCAUUGAGUUAAUAAUUUUGAUUGAAAUUGAUAAAAUAAUGAUAUUUAAAAAUCAAAAUAUUAUAUCAAAUGCAUUUUCCUACAAUUAAGGGAAUACUCGGUAGAAACAUGUUUAUGUUUAUAUGAUUGAAACAAUUAUUGUUACAUUAUGAUAAACACAAGAUGAACAAUACUAAAUAUUCUCAAUGAUUAGUCACAUUCAUACAAAUAAAGAACAACAUUGAAUAGUGUUUCAAUUUUAAGAAGUUUCAAGAAAAAAAUCACAGCAUUUUAUUAAAGAUGCGCCAAUAAUGCCAGUUAAGUAUGCAGUUGAAUCAAACGAUUUGAAUUCACUGAGAAGUAGUCAAAAUGACAUG
This is a messenger RNA of Lytechinus pictus (painted urchin), 1976 nucleotides long. Its product is annotated as relaxin receptor 1-like. Gene Ontology annotation, biological process: adenylate cyclase-activating G protein-coupled receptor signaling pathway; activation of adenylate cyclase activity; hormone-mediated signaling pathway. The coding region runs from base 554 to 1348 and encodes 264 amino acids. The record is from RefSeq and is a predicted model, not a curated record. Gene Ontology annotation, molecular function: G protein-coupled peptide receptor activity. NCBI's taxonomy places the organism in Eukaryota, Metazoa, Echinodermata, Echinoidea, Temnopleuroida, Toxopneustidae. The transcript has 5 exons. Gene Ontology annotation, cellular component: plasma membrane.